UGCCCAGGGUUGAACCGAAUCCCAGAUCUGAGUCCUCACGUGUUGUGCAGCUAUACCAAAGAGAUUCAAUUACAUCGUCCUGUCUUGGAUAUGCACAUGUCUUGGGUGGGUAGCUGUCGGCAGCUUUGCAGAUGGCCUGCUCUUCACCUGCACAGCAGACUCAUCCUGGCUGAAAAUAAAGUCAACGGGCUUGAAAGUUGUUGUUUGCUGCCGGCCAGAACACUACUGUCAUCGGCAGCGAGGCUGGAAGAAUCGGCUACAGCUGAGAAUGUGGUCUCCGGUGGAAGCAGGGAGCUGCACACACCAGUGAUGCUGAAGGAGGUCAUUAAGUGUUUGGCCCCGCAGCAAGGACAAACUUUCUUAGAUAUGACAUUUGGGGCAGGAGGACACAGCAAGGCCAUUCUACAACAGGCAUCUGACAUCACUGUGUAUGCAUUGGACAGAGACCCAGUGGCACACCAGAUGGCUCAUCAGCUGGCCAAAGAACACCCCAAACACGUCCACCCUCUCUUGGGUCGGUUUAGCGAUCUGCAGGCCCUGCUGCCCUCCGCGGGAGUGGAGCCUGGAAGUCUGGACGGGGUCCUGCUGGAUGCAGGAUGCUCCUCCAUGCAGUUUGACAGUCCCGAGAGGGGCUUCUCCCUCAGCAAGGACGGCCCUCUGGACAUGAGAAUGGACAGCGACAGGUACCUUGCCAUGCCCAGCGCGGCUGACGUGGUGAAUGCCUUAGAUCAACAGGCACUUGCGUCCAUCCUGAGAACAUACGGGGAGGAGAGACACGCCAGGAAAAUAGCUUCAGCAAUUGUUCAGGCACGCAGCAUCUACCCCAUCACCAGAACACAACAGCUCGCCAGCAUAGUCGCAGGAGCUUUCCCUGCUGUUGCCCUCUACGCCCGCAGAGAUCUGCUGCUCCGCCCAGCCCACGUGGCCACCAAGACCUUCCAGGCGCUGCGGAUCUUUGUGAACGACGAGCUGAACGAGCUGUAUGCCGGGCUGCGGGCCGUUGAGGGCUUCCUGAAGCCUGGGGGCUGCCUGGUGGCAGUCAGCUUCCAUUCGCUGGAGGACCGCAUCGUGAAGCGCUUCCUCCACGGGAUCGACGUGGCCGCGCCGCAUAAUCUCAACGUCCGCCAGAAGAUCCGACAUAGCCGAAGGGGCUGGGCGGAGCAGCAUGGGGGUGAAGCGGAGGAGGAGGAGGAGGAGGAUGAUGAUGAGGAGCAGUCUCAUGGUCCCUGCUCUUCAAACUGGCACCACGUGCAGAAGAAAGUUCUGACUCCAGACCCACAGGAGGUGCUGGAAAAUCCACGUGGGAGAUCUGCGAAACUCAGAGCAGCUCGGAAACGGUGAAACAGUUCACAAUAGUAGUCAGUCCCUUCGGUUAUCAGAGGACAGGGUUCACUGAGCACACUGCGCGGUGGUAACUCAGCGUGGUUUAGUGGUUGGGAGAUUGUGCUACAAGCUGACUUUUUUAAGCCUUGUCAAAUGUGAUCUAUUGCAACUGGGUUGUCAUGAGAGGAAAAUAAAAUAAAGGACCAGAUGUUCUAGGUUUUCUAUGCAAGUGCAUAGGUUAAAGUAUUUUGGUAUUGCAGUAUCGAUUGUCUCUCUCCCUUUAACCCUUAUGCUCCGGUGAACAUUCCACCUGUUUGCGAUCUGACUGCCAUAAUGUGACUUUCAGCUUGUGUAUCAGGACAAAUAUCCACCGAAAGUAUACAGUAUUAUACCUAGUUUAGCCAUCAGAUAGAUCUGUCAACUCAUCAACAUUUUUAAAAGGUUGGUAAGCAUUCUUGGUUAUUUAAAGCAAUUGAUUAUGCUCUCUGGUAAUGCUGCGUUUUAAAAUCAUGGUAUAUACAAUAAUCGAAACUGAAACCUAAGGUACUGAAAUGCUGCACCUCAUAAUAAAAGCUAUCUCUAUUGGCCUGGGGCUUUAGUGGAAUCCAUUUUGAUUGGAGUGUCACCCCUGAAGUUUAUCCUGUGAAUAUUUCACUACAGUUAAUAUUUUGUUAAUUUAGUUUUGGGUUUAUAAACAUUUUGGACAAUUUAGUAUGAUUUCUGGUAAGCUUGUACUUGUGAUCAAAUCUCCCGAUAGAAAAAAUAAAUAAAUAAAUAAAACUCACUCGUCCAUCUAACUUUACUUUUGUUUUGAAAGUAUAUAAAACCGUCCCUGAUUGGAGCCUUUGGAGAUGUCCGUCAUUUCGUAAGCAACCAAUGGUUGUUUAAAAAGGCUUAAAAAGGACAGAUUUUAUGAUUCUGUUGGCUGCAACAGAUGCUUGAACUGUAAUUGGUUAUGGUAAAUUUUAAAGUUUACACCACUCUUAUUUAAAUUGCAUAUUUUUUAUAACAAAUGUUGUAACCUUUAAAUAAAUAACACAGAAUCCAAGGACGUUUAUACACACUUGUACUGUUUCCUACUUGUUUUGUAACAUUAACGGACAAAAAAAAAAAAAAAAAAAAAUACAGUGCAAGCACAGGAGUUUACAAAUGCAAAAUAUGGUAAGGUAAAAACAACAAUAUAACAAAAUCACAAUUUAUCCUAACAUAAUUCACGAUAACAUCACCAGGGAAAUGGGAGCCACGACCUUACCAUGUUAUAACCGAUUCUGCACUUUUAUAGGUCAUGUUAUAACAGGGUAACACUGUAUAUAAUUUGAUGAAGUCGUGUGGGAAACAGACUCCAUUGAAACACCUACAUUGACAGUUAGGAUUAUUAGGAUAGCCACUUCCUUCAGAGUCAGGGUGCACACAGACAGAAAGUAAGCAGUAGAGUUAUUGUUAUGAACAAUAAUAUAUAUAUAUAUUAUUCCUUCAGGGAAAAUUCAAGCAAUGAAGACUGAAACCAACAAGUUCUUCAGCUAAAAAAGUUUAUGUUCUGUCUGUGAUCUGUGUCCAUGGUUGGUCCAUUGGCUGGCAUUAGCACAUUCAUGUUGAAAGCAUGGGCACUUCAGGGUGAGAUGAGGAGAUGGAUAGAAGACUAUGGGGAGAAAGCAAGGAGGUGGAUAUCAGAUGAACCAGGUUUAUGGGAUCUCAUGGGCUUCUCCCGCUCCAAUGAUCAUUGGAAACAAUGUAAUGGAUAUUAGGUGUGCGGAGUCACUGUUGAAUGCCAGAACACACAUCAUUCAGAGGUGUAACAGUGUGCAUUUUCUUUCCAAGUCUUGCUUAAACGUACUCCCAACUGUGCAAAUAUUUUGCCACUACUUUCCCAUCCGUGUAUCUAAACGGAUUUACGUGAACAAACAGAUGAGGAAGAGACUUGAUUCCCUCCCCUCCCAGUUUUUUUCCCCCCACAAGAGAUUUAUUGAAAUGUAUUUCAUGUUUCUCUUAUGUGAAAAUAAAUACACACAUGCAUGAAGCAUGCCUGCU
Acipenser ruthenus (sterlet) is the source of this 3351-nucleotide messenger RNA. Its product is annotated as 12S rRNA N4-methylcytidine methyltransferase-like. Gene Ontology annotation, molecular function: rRNA (cytosine-N4-)-methyltransferase activity. The transcript is spliced from 6 exons. Gene Ontology annotation, biological process: rRNA base methylation. The record is from RefSeq and is a predicted model, not a curated record. The coding region runs from base 91 to 1341 and encodes 416 amino acids. NCBI's taxonomy places the organism in Eukaryota, Metazoa, Chordata, Actinopteri, Acipenseriformes, Acipenseridae.